Molecule: messenger RNA, 1299 nt
Organism: Hevea brasiliensis (rubber tree)
Lineage: Eukaryota; Viridiplantae; Streptophyta; Magnoliopsida; Malpighiales; Euphorbiaceae
Product: isoflavone reductase homolog
Exons: 4
Coding region: 61-999 (312 amino acids)
Molecular function (GO): oxidoreductase activity
Source: RefSeq, a predicted model, not a curated record
AAAGAGUUAUCAAAGGCUCUCUGUAUCUCUGUCUCUCUCGAGAAAACCAAAGGAAAAAUCAUGGCAAAGAGCAAAGUUCUUGUUGUUGGGGCUACUGGGUAUGUGGGAAGCAGGAUUGUGAAAGCAAGCUUAGAACAAGGUCACAAAACGUAUGUAGUUCAACGGCCUGAGAUAGGACUUGAUAUUGAAAAGCUUCAAAUGCUACUGUCGUUUAAGAAGCAAGGAGCUCAUCUGGUUAAAGCCUCGUUUUCUGAUCAUAAAAGCUUAGUAGAGGCUGUGAAGAAGGUUGAUGUUGUCAUCUGUACCAUCUCUGGUGUUCAUUUUCGAUCCCAUAACCUUCUCAUGCAGCUCAAACUUGUUGAAGCCGUCAAAGAAGCAGGAAAUGUUAAGCGUUUCUUGCCUUCAGAAUUUGGCAUGGACCCAUCAAAAAUGGGACAUGCGCUUGAACCAGGAAGAGAGUCUUUUGAUCAGAAAAUGGUAGUGCGAAAGGCAAUAGAAGAGGCUAACAUCCCCUACACUUACGUCUCCGCUAACUGCUUCGCCGGUUAUUUUGUCAGCAACCUCUCUCAGCUUGGCACGCUAACUCCUCCAACUGAUACAGUGUAUCUCUACGGAGAUGGCAACGUUAAAGCUGUUUUUAUGGAUGAAGAUGAUGUUGCAACAUACACAAUCAAGACAAUAGAUGAUCCUCGAACUUUGAAUAAAACAUUGUACUUAAGGCCACCAGAAAACAUUCUUUCGCAAAGACAACUAGUUGAGAUGUGGGAGAAGCUCAGCGGUGCUACGCUAGAAAAGAAAAGCAUUUCUGGGGAACAAUUCUUAGCCUCCAUGAAUGAUGUGGAUUAUGCAACAAAAGUAGGAAUUGGACAUUUCUAUCAUAUUUUCUAUGAAGGAUGUUUGACAAACUUUGAAAUAGGAAAAGAUGGAGAGGAAGCUUCAAAUCUUUAUCCAGAAGUAAAGUAUACUCGCAUGGAUGAAUAUUUAAAAAUCUAUAUUUAAAGACCCUUAAUUUUUCUGUUGAUGACUGUCUACAAUUUCCCCCAUGGGUACUCAAGUUGAUUGGGACUCCUAUAACCUAUAUUUUUACUUCUUAUGCCCUAGAUUUUUCUUAGUUAAACUUGAUUUAUCAUGAACUUAAAAGACAAGAUAUAUAAUGGGACUCACCUAUUAAACAUAUAAAUUUCAUAUGUUUAUAUCUUAAGUUCAUAAUAGACCGAGUUUAAGUAAGAAUUUUCUUGCAUAUCUAUAUGUUCUUUGAGAACAAUAAGAAUAUAAUAAGGUGGUUUUGAUUUGGCGUAA